This is a messenger RNA of Durusdinium trenchii, 1362 nucleotides long. NCBI's taxonomy places the organism in Eukaryota, Dinophyceae, Suessiales, Symbiodiniaceae. The record is from the annotation of a GenBank genome assembly.
AUGUCCGAAGGCCAAGAGGUUGCGUUGUUCAACCGGAGACUCUUCAUCAUUGGGAUUAUGAGGCUCAUCGACAGCAUGAACGUGACCAUGAUCAUGCCGUAUGGAGUCCAGAUGGUGGCCAGGUUUUUGAAUCAGGACACCGCGAAUCCUCAAGUGAGUACGGCCUUUGCAUGGCUGGUGGGUCUUUACUCCUUCUUCGAGAUCGUUUUCUCCCCCUUCUGGGGCGUGGUCGCCGACCGCUAUGGGAGGAGGCCUUGCCUCCUGAUUGGCAUGGCCGGGACAGGUAUUGCAACCAUUCUGCUUAGCCUCGGACCGUCUUUGACCGCAGUCUUCCUGUUCCGUGCGAUGGAUGGCUUUUUCUGUGGAAACCAGGCCGUCUUAAGAACUUACUUGGGAGAACUGGUCGACAAGAGUAACGAAGCUCAUGCCUUCAGUUUUCUGGUGCUGUUCUUUGUCCUGGGCUUCAUUGUCGGGCCCCUUCUCGGUGCCCUGGCUUUCCCCGCACGGUGGGCACCCCAAGUGUUUGGCGGGACGCUCUUUGAGCAAUAUCCGGUCCUUUUACCAAACCUUUUGUUUGGAGUUUUCACGGCCAUUGUUUGCAUCAUCGGCUUUGUCUACUUGGAGGAGACGCUUCCCAAGAGCAAGCGCGAGGUGGAAGUGAAUGAAGUGGAUCCUGAGGCUAGCGAGGUCACCGAUGGCCAGUUGGCCACGGAGGUGGGCCCGGAGACGGCUGGCCAGAAAUCCUGCUAUGCCCUGCCGGUGCUCCAAGUGAUCGUCGCAUUCUGUGGAAUUGCGGGUGCUGUCGAGGCACAGAAUACCUUGGUGGUGUUGCUGUGGCAAUAUCCGCAAGCCUUGGGUGGAUUCGGGUUCAGCCCACAGCAGGUCUCCCUCGUCCAAAUCUCCGGCGGGGUGGGCCCGAUUCUGUGCCAUUUGACUUUCGGCCAGCCUUUGGUCAAGAGGCUGGGUUUCUUGAAGGUCCUUGUGUUGGGCUUUGUGAUCAACAGCCUCGCCUACAACCUUUACCCGGUCUACAGUCUUCUGGCCGAUCCCAAGUAUGGCCUGUGGAGAUAUGUCAUUUUAGGCCUUGCCGAGUUCAUAGGCAUGACUGGGACCUUUAUGCUGUUCUCUCCAGUCUUUGUCUUCCUGAACCGUGCCUCCAUCGGCCUCAAUCGCGCCACCGUCAACGGCUGGGCGAACUCCGGUCGUGCACUGAGCCGCGCGAUCUCUCCGCUGGUCGCCUCGCAACUGCUGCAUGUAUCAGAGACUUGGCCACUUGGACGGCACAUGCCCUUCUAUGUCACCAGUGCCUGCUUGGCUUUCUCCUUGGCGAUCUCAUGGUCUGGGCUGUGUAAGCUGAACUAG